GCGCAGUGGCCGGGCAGGUGGGGCCGCCGCGGGCCGCCGGGUCCGGCCGAGAGCGGAGGGGCGGGGGCAGAGGGGGAAGUGGGCGGGAACCGCCGGCCGAGUCUCGAGAGUCGCGGGCGGCCGCGGGGCGCUGGGCAGGUGGGAGCCCGCGCGGGCCGGGCCGGGAUGAGCAAUGGCAUCGGUCAAGGUGGCUGUGAGGGUCCGGCCCAUGAAUCGCAGGGAAAAGGACUUGGAAGCCAAAUUCAUUAUUCAAAUGGAGAAAAGCAAAACAACAAUCACAAACUUAAAGAUACCGGAAGGAGGGACCGGGGACUCAGGAAGAGAACGGACCAAGACCUUCACCUAUGACUUCUCUUUUUAUUCUGCUGAUACUAAAAGUCCAGAUUAUGUUUCACAAGAAAUGGUUUUCAAAACCCUCGGUACAGAUGUUGUGAAGUCUGCGUUUGAAGGUUAUAACGCCUGUGUCUUUGCGUACGGACAGACUGGAUCAGGGAAGUCGUACACCAUGAUGGGAGAUUCUGGCGAUUCUGGCUUAAUACCCCGGAUCUGCGAAGGGCUCUUCAGUCGGAUAAAUGAGACCACCAGAUGGGAUGAAGCGUCUUUCCGAACCGAAGUCAGCUACUUAGAAAUUUAUAAUGAACGUGUGAGAGAUCUACUUCGCCGGAAGUCAUCCAAAACCUUCAAUUUACGAGUCCGGGAGCAUCCAAAAGAGGGACCUUAUGUUGAGGAUUUGUCCAAACACUUGGUGCAGAAUUACGGUGACGUCGAAGAGCUCAUGGACGCAGGCAACAUCAACCGGACCACUGCCGCCACCGGGAUGAACGACGUCAGCAGCCGGUCUCAUGCCAUCUUCACCAUCAAGUUCACACAGGCAAAGUUUGACUCUGAAAUGCCGUGCGAGACCGUCAGCAAGAUCCACUUAGUGGACCUCGCGGGAAGCGAGCGCGCGGAUGCCACGGGGGCCACCGGGGUCCGCCUCAAGGAGGGCGGGAACAUCAACAAGUCCCUCGUGACCCUGGGGAACGUCAUCUCUGCCUUAGCUGAUUUAUCUCAGGAUGCAUCUAACCCUUUUGUAAAGAAGAAACAAGUUUUUGUGCCUUACAGGGAUUCUGUUUUGACUUGGUUGUUAAAAGACAGCCUUGGAGGAAACUCUAAAACCAUCAUGAUUGCGACCAUUUCACCCGCUGAUGUCCAUUACGGGGAGACCCUCAGCACCCUCCGCUAUGCAAACAGAGCCAAAAACAUCAUCAACAAGCCCACCGUCAACGAGGACCCCAACGUCAGGCUCAUCCGGGAGCUGCGAGCGGAAAUCGCCAGGCUGAAGACGCUGCUUGCUCAGGGCAGUCAGAUUGCCCUCUUAGACUCUCCCACGGCCUUAAGUAUGGAGGAGAAACUUCAGCAGAAUGAAGCAAGAGUUCAAGAAUUGACCAAAGAAUGGACAAACAAGUGGAAUGAAACCCAAAACAUUUUGAAAGAACAGACUCUGGCCCUGAGGAAGGAAGGGAUUGGCGUUGUUCUGGAUUCUGAGCUGCCGCAUUUGAUUGGCAUUGAUGACGACCUUCUGAGCACUGGGAUCAUCUUGUACCACUUGAAGGAAGGUCAGACAUAUGUCGGUAGAGAAGAUGCUUCAACAGAACAAGAUAUUGUUCUUCAUGGCCUCGACUUGGAGAGUGAGCACUGUAUCUUUGAAAAUGUCGGGGGAACGGUGACCCUGAUCCCCUUGAGUGGGUCCCAGUGCUCUGUGAAUGGUGUUCAGAUCAUGGAGGCCACACACCUAAAUCAAGGUGCUGUCAUACUCCUGGGGAGGACCAACAUGUUUCGCUUUAACCACCCAAAGGAGGCCGCCAAGCUCAGGGAGAAGAGGAAGAGUGGCCUCCUGUCCUCCCUCAGCCUGUCCAUGACCGACCUCUCCAAGUCCUGUGAGAACCUCUCCGCCAUCAUGUUGUACAACCCAGGUCUUUUUCCUGUAAAAGGACCCAUCUGUCUGAGGCUUGAAUUUGAGCGGCAACAGCGUGAAGAACUUGAGAAGUUAGAAAGUAAAAGGAAACUCAUAGAAGAGAUGGAGGAGAAGCAGAAGUCGGAUAAGGCUGCGCUAGAGCGGAUGCAGCAGGAGGUGGAGACGCAGCGCAAGGAGACGGAGCUGGUCCAGCUGCAGAUUCGCCAGCAGGAGGAAAGCCUCAAGCGCCGCAGCUUCCACCUGGAGAGCAAGCUCAAGGAUCUGCUGGCCGAGAAGGAGAAGUUCGAGGAGGAGAGGCUGAGGGAGCAUCAGGAGACCGAGCUGCAGAAGAAGAAGCAGGAAGAGGAGAGCUUGCUCCGCGUCCAGGAGGAACUCCAGCUGCCCCAGGAGCUGGACAGCCACGAGCGGGCCGAGACGGCCCAGAUGUUUCAGGAGCUGGACCGGCUCAAGAGGGAAAAAGACGACCAGCACGCCAGGCUGGAGCUGGAGAAGAGGAGGCUGGAGGAGCAGGAGAAGGGGCAGGUCCUGCUGGUGGCGCACCUGGAGGAGCAGCUCCGCGAGAAGCAGGAGGGGCUGCGGCUGCUGCGGCGCGGCGAGGUGCAGCGCGUGGAGGCGGAGCGGGGCGACCUGGCCCGCAUCCGCGAGUCCCUCCUGCGCGUGCGGGAGGCCCCGGCCAAGGGGGACGCCGACGGCGACGACCGGGAGAGGGCGCAGCUGCAGUUCUUCGAGUUCAAGCGGAGGCAGCUGGUCAAGCUGGCCAACCUGGAGCAGGACCUGGUUCAGCAGAAGGACCUCCUGCGAAAGGAGGUCGAGGAGGAACGGGAAAUCCUGGAGCACUUAAAAUCUGGAAACGAAGGAGAAUUUAGGUCAUGGGAGAAAAGUGACGGGGGUGUCACAGACGUCGCCCAGGCGGCUCAAGGUUUAGAGAACAUAAAGGCGGCCGAGUGCAGGCUGCAGCACAAGGAACGCCAGCUCCAGUGCCUCCUGCAGAGUCAUUUGCCGACGCUGAUAGAGGAAAAGCAGAGAGCCUUGGAGAUCCUUGACGCGGGUCCUCUGGGCCUAGACAACACUCUCUAUCAAGUGGAGAAAGAGAUGGAAGAAAAAGAGGAGCAGCUGGCACAGUACCAGGCCAGCGCCAGCCAGCUGCAGAAGCUCCAGGCCACCUUCGAGUUCACGGCCAACAUAGCCCGGCAGGAGGAGAAGGUAAGGAGGAAGGAGAAGGAGAUCCUGGAGUCCCGGGAGAAGCAGCAGAGAGAGGUCCUGGAGCAGGCCGUGGCCAGGCUGGAGAGGAGGCACUCAGCUCUGCAGAGGCGCGCUGCCCGGGGCCUGGGGACGGACGAGCAGAGGCUGAAGCCGGCCACCCUGCCCGGCAGUGAUGGUGACGAGCAGUCAGGGCUCCAGGCCAGCCCGGGGGCCAAGCAGGAAGCCCUGGAGAAGGACCGGGAGAGGUUAGAGCAGGAAAUCCAGCAGCUGAAGCAGAAGGUCUGCGAGGCUGACGGUGGUCAGAAAGGGCAUCCUGGGACCUCGGAGGGAAAGCCUGCUUCCUCCAGCCUCCCGUCCAGUGCUGCCAGGUCUCACCUGGUCCCUCUGAUGGAUGCCAGGAUCAGUGCUUACAUUGAGGAAGAAGUCCAGAGACGUCUCCAGGACCUGCAUCGCCUGACUGGUGGCAGCAGCAGUCCCCCUGCGGAUACGGGGAAGGAUAAUGAGAAACUUCACAAUGGCACCAUUCAACGUAAGCUAAAAUAUGAGAAAAGCUCUCUUGCCCCGUUACUGCCCGAAGAUGUCUUGGAUGCUCCUGGCCGAGAGGAGAGGAGGGAGGUGGACCAGAACCACCGCCAGAGCCGUCCCGCAACCCAGAGCAUCUCUGGCCCCACCGCCCCUUCCUGGGCGCCAGGUGGGGGAACCCACCUGCGGGGGUCUCAGCCUGCAGCACACGGGCCGUUGCACAACAGUGAUUGCGAAUACAGUCAUCCUGAGUGUGAUUUUCAACCACAACAUUCUGAACUACCUAAACUCUCUUUUCUUAAUGAAAGCAGCACCAGCGUCGCAGAACAUUCUCAGGGUAAGUCCGAAAACGUCUGUGAGCCGACGACUCACAGAGGUGAGCACAGCCCAGGGAUCACGUCCAGCUGGACUUUGCUGCAGCGCACGUUCCGGGAAGUGUCCGUAGGGAGCGAGGGCCAGCAGACCUGGCAGCAUCAGCUCCUCUGCCUCGUCGUCUCUGAAGGCGCUUCUGGCGACAGCAUUCCUCCAAGGGCAGCAGCUGCGAAGCUCUGUCGGGAGCAGGAAGGCGAGGAAGAGUCAGCAGCUGCAGCAGUCCGCUCUCCAGGGUCACCGAGGACCCUCAGGACAGAGGGAAACAGUGGGCUGGGGUAUUUUUACCACCGGUUCUCAGACCUUUAUAAAGACACCAGCAGUCACCUGUGGCAGGCGGGCACGAGGGUGAUCAGCCACGCCAGGCAAGUGGGGAGCCUGUGUGACCCCAGCAGCCUCACCACCCACGUAGCAGCAUUUGUUGGCAGGCUGCCGAUCCUGAAACUCUUACCCCUGGACACGCUCCUGGAGUCACGUGGGGCAUCAUCUGAAGCUCAUUCUUCUCCCGAAGAAGCUCAGGUUGGCGGCAGCAGUGGAGAGGCAGGGGCUGUUGGGCCGGCAGGGAGCACAGUGCCUUACAGAGCACCAGCCCUGCCUCCUGCCCCCGCAGCUGCCGCGUUGCCAGACUCCUCGCCAGGCUCCGUUUGCUGCCUCGAACCUGGAGAUGCCGGAAGGGGCUCCGUGUUUAAGCAGACCCUCGUGCGAUUCCCAGACCAGAUGCUGAAACUUCAAGAGUGCCCUUUAAAAGACUUCUUGGAGCUCGUGGCUGCCUCCCUGCCAGAACUUGUAGGCGACAUUCAUGAGGUCCAAGGCGUGUACUGGCUUGCGGUGGCAAACUGCGCGGAGCCCGCCCCUCGGCCGGCGUGUCUGCUCUUGGUCCACUCAGCUCUGUACGCGCUGGCUCCGUCCGGGCAUCACCCGGGCUCUGUGGGCAUUUUUCAUGCUCUGCCGCUCUCUGGGCUGCAGGAGAUUCACGUCGGCUUUGGUGGGCAGAGCAUUCGGCUCCUGGGCUCUGCAGAGAGUCUCCUGCUCACCGUCUUUAGUUACAACAAAAACCUCUGUCAACAGAUAUGCCGAGACCUCCUGAGGGUCCUGACGUCCGAGGCUGAGGCCACUGCCUGCACUCUCCAUCCUUUGUUCCAACAAGAUCUGGUCCAGCUCUCUCUCGACUGGAGGGCAGACGUCCCUGAUUUAGUCUUGGCCAGCGGCGUUCGGUGGUCAUCCAAAUUCCAGAAUACUUCGGUGGACCUGAUUUACUUUCUUCACAGAAAUCUGGAAGGCAGCGUCCCCUCCCUGGCAGAGGUUCAGCUGUUGCUCUACACGACGGUCAGAGUCGAGGGUGACGCCGGCCAAGGCCACUGCCAGUCGCUAGUCCUUCUGAACACCCACGUUGCCCUGGUGAGGGAGGACCGCGUGUUCUACCCCCACACCCGCGCACUCAGUACGCCGCCUCCAGGGCCGCGAUUUGAUGUGACCCGGUGCCGGGCUCUAAGUGAGUUCAGGUGUGUUGUCGUUCCGGAGACCAAAACACCACCAACGGUGGAACUUGUCUUCUUGCAAAAACUCCAACUAGCGGCAGGUUCAAGAAGCAGUCCCGCAGAGCCCUCUCGAGGAGCCCAGAACGUCCAGUUGUGCUCCAGCACCUUGUGUCCGGAGGGUGGUCAGAGUGUGGCCCCUGAGGUCUGGAAACUGACCCUCAACUCUCACGAUGAGGCUCUGUGGCUGAUCUCACACUUGACAAGGCUCUAGGGCGCAGGCGUGUAAGAAUGGUCUGCAUGUCUUUCGAAAUUGUUCAUAAAAGUAAACAUGAUGAAAACAGUCCAGGACAAGGGGUAGCUUCUCCGUGUAGCUAGCUGACUUGAAACUGGAAAAAUGCAGACCUGUAUAAACUGAAAAUGUAAAUAUUUAAAGUAGCAACAGUAAAAUAAAAGAGGAGAUCGCAGAGUGCGGGUGCAGCUCCUCUCUCGCCGCCCGCUUCACUCCUGGACCCCAGCCUUGUGCGCUGGGCCCACCGCGCUGUCGGCUGAGGGGAGCAGCUCCGACUCUGUCAGCUUCAUGUUGACGUGUGGCCUUCGGCCUCAGAGUCCGUCUGCUUCUGCUGGCCCUGGCUGGCGGAUCUGGGCUGCCCGAGAAGGGGCCGGGUCUGGCAGGGGCCUUCGCGACACCCCCCGCACGGGCCAUGGUCGGGACGGCUCUGUAGCAGAGCAGCAGUGACACGUCCGGUUUCCCCAGAUGCCCUGGGGCUUGCAAACGCCCUCCCCCCACGACAUGUGGGACCCUGCGGGGUCGUCGCCCUCAGGUCAUCACUUUUCCUUCCUCCUUUCCGUCUUCUGGACUGUUCCUUUCCAUCGUGUGUGAUUUCGGCUCUUUCCUUGUUGGCUUAGCUUUGACGCCCCUUCCCCUGGGCCACCUGCCCCCACGUGCCCGGCCCCUCUCAGUGUUGGUGUGCACUGGCCUCCUGCUCGGUCGCCAUUGCUGUCUUAGCAGACAGAGGCCACCUCGGAGCCUCGGUGCUUCCCUGGCCACCCUCCCACCUGCCCCUCAGCUCACCCCCUCUCCCAGCCUCUGACCAAGGUGUCCUGCUGGCCUCACCUCGAGACGCGUCCCCACCCAGGGCGGCCUCAGGCCCGUCUCCCCUUGGCAGGCACCUCUCAGGUGUCGCCCUCCUGCCCUGCGGGAGGCCUCAGACUGGGCUCUCGGCAUCUCCCUCCUCUGGCUGACCCUCUCCCUUUUACAGACCACCUCUGUUCACGUUCCUCUGAGGCAUCAGCUUACACGUCUUUGAGUGUUAGUUCAUCCGACCUGGGCUGCCCUGCCCAUGCUCUCCUGUUCCUUGGGCUUCCACAGUCUCAGGAGGAGGGAUGCCCACCUCGCCCCUGCCCCCCCCCCCACGCUCCUUCCCUGCAGCCGCGUCCCGCUGAGCCCGCGGUCACCACUGGUGGAGUGCCAUCCGCAGUGGAGCCGCUCGGCCGUUUUAGCCUGGCCUGGAGGGAUCACUCUCUGCUCUGACCAGAUCUCUGGGUAAUGUGCACCGUACGUGUUGUAGCCCCCAUCCCUCCUCCAUGACAGGGCCGAUGUCAGGGCUAAUCCUUCCAGAAACUGACCGGCUCCCACUGGCCAGAGUGCACAUGUCUCCUCUUCCCCAGCAGAGGUGACCGAGAGGUGCUUUACUUGGUCUAUGUUUUCUGCAUUUGUCUUCCUCUCCCAGGUCCUGGGGAAGCAAGCAGGGAGAGGCAGGACCCUACAGAGUAUGGCAGGGUCCACUUACGCUGGCUGGUGGUGACCAAGUGAGGCUGUUUGUCUUUUGGAGGAAAUAGAAUUCAGAUGUUUUACCUCUUCCACAGUGCACACACCUACACACCCACCCACCAACCCACCCACACACACACACACACACACACACCCACACACACCCUAUUGCCUUAUAUGUGAAGGCUUUUGAGUCUGUGAUAAGGACAUCACUAAAAUGAGUUACCCUUUCCCAGUCUUGGCUGGUAGGUGUUCUACCAUGGAAGAAAUUUCCAAAAUAAACCAUGAUAGUCUUGUAAUAUCAGUAACAUGUUCCCUAGUUUAAAUGGUCUCAUUGUGUAUUUUCUCACCUGUUCUUGAUAAGAAGAACAGAGUGAGUGGUCAUGAAGGGCAGAGAGAGUGGAGUCGGAGAUGCCGGCAGAGGGAUGCUGUGGUUGGAGAGGAAACAACACAUCAGCAGCGCACAGCUUUAGCAGAGUGGUAUGUAUGUAUUAGACAGACAGGCUGGUCCUCAUAGGUGAGAACGGUAAUUCUGCUAUGUUAUAAAUCACAGUGUUUAAUGUUGUCCAUUGAUGGGACAUGUAGCAGGGACGAGCUUGCAUGCAGAUCCCAUUACCAGCGGUACCUCCUUCAGUCUGCUUAAUGGUCCAAGUCGGCCAGGGCGAGGGGCACGUUUGGUUCUCCCUACAUGGUAGACGCAGCCUCCAGAAAUUCGGGUUUUACAUGUCACUCCUCCCACCUUGAGAGCAAAUACAGUUCCCGGUAUGAGACUGAUUUCCCAUCCGUGAAGUGAGGGUUAGGGUUGCCGUGAUGCCUGGAGAAGCUGGGGGAGUAGCGUUUGUGCUGUUAUCCUCAUGACUUCCAUCCUAGGGCCCCGCUCUGGCUCACUGGCUCAUCUCUGGGAGGUCUGAGCCGGGAGCCUGCCCUAGUGGAUCAGGCACGGGAGCCUCGCCAUCCAGCCUGAGGACCAUCUCCUCCGUUGUAAUGAGUUCCUGCAUCAGAAAACAAAAAACAGGUUCAUGCAUACUUUAUUAAAGUGGCAGUUAGCAUUGUUGUGAUAUUGGCAUAAACAUUUACGUCGUGGGGCUUAUUAGUGCCGUCCAGACAAUACCUCUUUGAGUACUUUUGAAACAGUGAUUUCAUCUGAUUUGAUUAAAAUCCAUUUUGCACACAGCUGCCUGUUUAGCAGACUUGCGGUUGGCAGGGUGAAUUUAUUUAGUCUUUGUUGAAAAACAUUUCAAAACAGUUUGUCUCCCCGUUCUCAUUACGUAAGAAAAAAAUGUGUGCACAUCCUUUGGAGAGAAUACUUAUGCCUUCCGGCAGUAGUAAUUAUAGUAAUUUUUAUUUACAUUCUUUUUCCUAGAUGAUUUAAAGUUUUGAAUGAUAAGUAGAUCAGAGCAGUUUUAUUAGUGCUUCUCUGAUGGUCAAGCAGAUGGUUGGAUAGACCAGUUUCUAACGGGGUCCUUUGUUAAUAUAGUAACACAGUUAGACAGCACUGCUUCAUUUUUUAACGUGUCUUUUGUGAUAGAUGUGUUGUAUCAGUCAGCUAUUGCCAGCUAUCAAACAACCCUCAAAAUUUUAGUGACGUACAAAAGAAAAAGCUUUCCUUUCUCACUAAUGGUUUGUAAGUCAAUUGAGGCAGCUCUGGCGUGGGCUGGGGUCAUCUCCAGCUCAGCGAGGGUUGGUCUGCACCACAUGUCUCAUUCUGGGGCCUGUGCAGAAGGGGCAGUGGUCAUGAUGUUGCUGACAGAAGCACAAAAAGGCAACCUUGCGUCAUGUCUGCUAACAUCCCAUUGGCCAGCACAAGUCACACCUCCAAGUCCAAAGUCAAGGGGCAAGGAAGUGUGCACUCCAUUCACCGAGAAGCCAUAGCGAGGGUAUCUGCUGCUCUUCCCCCUCUUCCUGCUGCUGGGAGAGAGAACUGGGACCACGGCUGAGCUGCGUCAGGGUCCCCAGAGUCCAAUGACGAUAACAUUCAGGUAAAACUUGUAGGACCUCUCUUUAAUGGAGGUAUCUAGGCACUAGUGACUAGCUGAACUUAUUUUCCAUCUUUGCUUGACACCUCCAUGGGCUGACCGUUGUCUGUCUCUGAAGCAGCUUAUUUCCUGGGACCUGCUCUCACUGUUAGACCGUUCUUCCCAUAACCUUCCUGAUCAUGGUCUCCAUCUGCUGUCUGUCUGUCCCUGUCACAGAACAGAACAAGUCUGUUCCACAGUGCUGGUAUGUCACAACCCUUUCAAGAAGACAGUUCUCUCUCUCUCUCUCUCUCUCUCACCUUCUGCUUUUUUCUUGACCUCCAAGGCUUUUCAGUCCCUCUGCUGGUUCUUACACAACCCAGUUUCCAAACCUCCACCGUCCAAUCUCUUGUUAAAGAUGCACCCUUGUAAUUUUUAAAAACCUCCUUGAUAAGGAAUGGAACUGAAUAACACAGUUGGUGUAAAGGAGAGAGAGUCUGUUAUAAGUCACUACUCAUGUUUUUUAUUCUACCGUCUUGUUAAAGUCUUCUGUUGCUGAAGACGCAGUGGAUUACGGUGGUAACACCCUAGUCACCCUUUAUAUUGUGGCUUACGUUGCCCAGUUCUUUCCCGCGUGUUGUUCCUUUGGAGCCCCACAGCGGUUCUCCUGGGCUGGGAGAUUGUCAUCCUGCUCCAGUUCAUGUCUGAAAGGAUGGCUCGAUUGAGAAUUGGAACGCAAGCCCAGACCUUACCCGAGAACACGCGUUCUUUGCACAGUGUUGCCUCCCAGUCACGGUUAUUCUCAACAUUGCCUGUAUACGUUUUUUUUUUUUCCCAUAGGAAUGAAUAAUUGGAAGAAUUGUUGAUUUUUUUCUGACUUGUAAGCUUUUUUCUUGGAAUUUCUAGACAUUAAAGAUUAUUUUUCUUUUUA
Messenger RNA from Camelus dromedarius (Arabian camel), 10186 nucleotides. It is a transcript of the gene KIF16B, whose product is annotated as kinesin family member 16B. Gene Ontology annotation, biological process: microtubule-based movement. Lineage: Eukaryota; Metazoa; Chordata; Mammalia; Artiodactyla; Camelidae. The record is from RefSeq and is a predicted model, not a curated record. Gene Ontology annotation, molecular function: microtubule motor activity; ATP binding; phosphatidylinositol binding. The coding region runs from base 173 to 5800 and encodes 1875 amino acids. The transcript has 24 exons.